CGGCAGAUGCGCGAGGCGCGCAGCGAGGGCCACCGGCUGCAGGACCGGGGCGACAAGCUCGAGCGGGAGCUCGACGGCUUGCGCGACCGCCUGGAGGGCCUCAAGGAGGACCAGCGCGCGGUGAGCCUUGACAGCCUCUCGCUGCGGCGCGACCGCGCCCACCUCGCCGAGGAGCUGUCGCUGCUGGAGCGCAUGCUGGCGCAGGAGGAGCAGUCGCUCCAGGUGGUGUUGGAGAGCAACGAGUUCUUGGAUGCAGCAUACAGGGAGCUGGAGGACCAAACGACCUGGUCACCUGAUGAAGAGGAGGG
Prorocentrum cordatum is the source of this 308-nucleotide messenger RNA. The record is from the annotation of a GenBank genome assembly. NCBI's taxonomy places the organism in Eukaryota, Dinophyceae, Prorocentrales, Prorocentraceae.